GCUCGCGACAAAGGGAUAGCGAAACAUGUCAAUCGUGGGGCUUUUGGGUAAAUAAGGUAUACACCAAGUAAGCGAAAAAAGUUGAUGUUCUAGCGAUAAAAGAGGUCUGGAAUUUUUCUAGAUCUCCAGGCAGUGAGUGGGAAAUGUUAAAUUCUGGCGGAUUAACCGAAAGUAGCGAAGCUUGGCAGCAGAGGCGAGCAAGGUAUAACCCCAGCGGUGAGGGGAUGAAUUCCCCGCCCGGUGUCUCGUUUUUCAGGGAGGGACCCCCCAGCAUGCUCCCUAACGUUUAUACCUCUCCUCCUCGCUCGUCUAAUGCAACGUUUUAUCAGCAUCACCGAUUCCCACCGCAGCCACCACAAUACGGCUCCCAGCAUGGGGGGCCGCGACAAGCACCGCCCAAUGUUACUGUUGAUACGAUGUUUUCACCUCCGGUUGGAUCAAAUGCUGUGAUGAAGAACAACCCCCAACAGAAUAACCAAAACAUGGAAUUCGGAUUCAAACCAGGAUUAGAUGAAGGCUCGUGGAAUUCCAAUAACCCUCCAGGCUCCUUUGACAGACAGAUGUAUGACCAAAACUUCAACGGCCAAACUGACAACAUGCACCCUUUCUCCAACGAAGUUCCAAACUUAAUCAAUAGCAAGACCCAAGAUAUGCCUUACAGGACACCUAUACCUGGUUCUCAGGGAAUGAUGGGAAACAACGUUCCAAUGUCUCCUGACUCCCUCUCUCCUGGUGCAAAAUCCCCGUACUUCUACAAGCAGCAGCAAGAUAUGUCUAUAAAAGGUCGUCGUGGUAGUACUCAUGGUGCUUCAGGUAAAAGGUCAAAGAUGUACCCCUCUAGUCCCGAGGAGUACAGUGAAUCUGGUAAUCGAUACCACACGUCACCCAACCCAAUGUUCUCCAAGGACUCUUAUUACAUGCCAGAUGGGCCUGGUCACAACACCCCUGACCCAUGGUCAGCCACCAACGGACUUCCUCCCUCUUCCACAUAUCCCUCAAUGUUGCCAGGCAACAGUCAUCACUCUCAAGCAUAUCCCAACAUGCAUCACUCCCACGACAUGGUAAGGUCCUCCCCCGCUGGCCCCGGGGGGCCAGAGGUGCGCCACUCCCCCGGGGUGAUGGUGGCCCAGUGGUUGGGGAACAGUCCGUCUUCCUCCGCCCCCUCCAGGCACCCCCCUCAACAGGGUUACCCCACCGUUCCCCCCUCACAGCAGGAUAACCUGGGUCUACCACCCAUGUCAACAUUCCGGCCAGGCACCACCAUCCCGACCACCACAUACUCCUCACCCUCACCAACCGUCAACGGCGGCGGCGCCCAGGGGUCCCAGACAGGGGACGCCAUCAACAAAGCUCUCGCAUCUAUAUAUUCGCCAACAGAUCAUACAAAUAGUAGCUAUGGUUCAAAUCCCUCCACACCUGUUUCAUCUCCACCCCCAGGAUCAUCAAGCCAGUGGCAGAGGCCUACUACACAAUCUUCUACCUCGCCCCACUUUGAAGGGGGGAACCCCCUCCAUUCUCUGCAAAGUCGUAUGGAGGAGAGACUGGAUGAUGCUAUUCACGUUUUACGUCACCACGCGGGAGAACCACAGAUGGCGGGCCUGGCUGCAGCGGCAGCAGCAGCAGCAGCAGGUGGGGGCCACCAAAACCUGUCCAUGAUGCACUCUGGUGGUAACCACCCGAAUGGCAUGAGUGGCAUGUCCAGUUACCCAGGGAUUGGAUUGUCAGGUCAUGUGGACCAAAUGGGGAGUCACCACAGUAUGUCUGAGAAUUCAGAGCCCAAAAAUUUAGAUGGUGCUUCCUCAGAGAAAAAUAACUUGGCUCUGAAGGAGGAGAAACUGGACAAGAUUGACGGGGACUCAAACAAGGGGGACAGCUCCGGGGAGGGGUCAAAGAGCAACGUGACCUCACCAGGGGGCAGCAAUGGGCCCCCCAGUAAGAGAUCACGAAGGAGUGAACCCAACGACGAGGACGAAUCACCCGAGACCAAGGCCGAGCGGGAGAAAGUUCGACGUCAAGCCAACAACGCCAGAGAAAGGAUUCGGGUGAGAGAUAUAAAUGACGCGUUCAAAGAACUGGGGCAGAUGGUGGCAUUGCAUUCUGGGACCAGUCAACCAUUAACCAAGCUGAUGAUCUUGCAACAUGCCGUAAAUGUAAUUACCUCCCUUGAGCACCAAGUGAGAGAGAGGAAUCUCAAUCCCAAGGCAGCAUGUCUAAAACGUAGGGAAGAAGAGAAGACAGAGGAACUUCCAGGAAGUCGAGGGAUGACGACCGAAGACCUCGCCGCCCAGCAAGCGGCUCUAUCAGGGUCUGCCUCUUUGAGUCAGAUGACAUCAUGUGGUGGGAGGGUAGGGGGUAUAUCCAUGAACAAUAACCCUGCCAGCAGACACAGUGCAUUUCCUUACCUGUCUGGGGGUCAGGAAAACAGCCCCUACAUGAUGGGGGAAUCCCACAUGAAAUAUUCUGACAAUAAGUGUGCUAAGUCUAUGGAUUCAGAGAUGGGCAUGAACAAUAUGGGACUGACGUCAAGCGGCAUGGACCACUGCUCCAAUGAUAUGGGGAUGUUGUCCCGAAUGUCCUCCGAUCAGGGGAACCCCUCGUGUUAACCAGAGGAAGAAAGACCAAAAAAAGCAAUAAAAAUGUGUGUGCUGCUGUUGAGAUUUUAAGAAAGGGAGCUAACUGUUGCUAUGUUGGACGGAGUUAUCUCCCUUCCUUUUGGGACUAAAAUCUGAGGUUACAUGAAGACGAUAAGUAAAUUGUAACUAGAUGAUUCUGUUUUGGUGACAUUUUGUAGAAUCUCAACAGAGACGGGGAAGAGAAACUUUUUUUUUGUAUAUUUUACUGUUGAUCAGGAAUGCCAGUGACAUUUAUUUUUAAUUAUGUUUUUAUCUUAUAUGUAUCGGUUGCCAUAGAAACAAAUUGUUUUUUUGAAUGAUUCAAAAUAGGAGUAUGAUUUUCCAUAUGCCUAAUCUUUUGUCGGAGGGUGAAAAAAUAAAAAAGAUUUUUUUGUGAACAUUCAAGGUAAAUUUUUUUGGUCCUUUUUAUUUUGGCUUUUUAAAAAAAUUUUGUUCAAGAAUUUAUUGCUUAAUUAUGAAUGAGCCUGAUUCAAGGGUUUUCAAGUCUUCCUCAGUGCUGGUUUUUUAGUAAAAAGGGGAAAAAUUUAAUGCUAAAAUUGUAUUUAAGUUGCAGCCUCCUUAUAUACGGAAGUUGCUUCAUUCAGAAAAUAAAAAACUAAAAAUGGUUGUGAAAAGAAUCAGAUUCAAUAUUGAUUUUGAUCUUGGUUGUGUUUUAAAUAAGGUAUUUCAGUGAACGUACCGGUAAAACAAUGUAGACCUGUACAGUUAUUAUUUUUUUUGUUCAAGAAUAUAUUUCCUAGCAUUAAAUUGAGCCAAAACUAAUGGUUUUUGAUGAGCAAUAUUUGUCACACGUGCUGUGACGCUGUAUGAACCUAUUUUUUAACUUGGUGCAUUUUGAGUGUUUAUAAUAUUGACAUUGUACAUAGUUCAUUCAUUUCCACACACUUUUGCAUGAGAAAUUCUUCAAGCCAAGUUUUUUUGUUUUAAAAAAAAAACCCAAUCUAAUUAAAUUGACAAUGAUUAUCAUGAAAAAAGAUGAGUAGUUUUCCAAAUUUUGCAUUUUAGAAUACAAAUAUGGCCAAAUACAUUUUGAUCGAAAUUUUACUUUUUCUUUCUUUUCCUAAAUUUUCAUUUGGAAUCAGUUGUUAGGUUGAAGAGUGGGUAUUUAUCAGCUGAUUGCCAUGUUCAUGGUCUGAUUUAUCCCCCUUGUAUAAAUGUACAUAGCACCUUAAGAAUUGUUACAUAUACAAGCCAGUGCCUGUCUUAGCUAGGACAAUAAGAGUUACCUCCCUUUUAUGAAUAAAAAAAAGUAAAAUAGCUAUGCUGUUGUGUUGGUGAAAGGGAAGGUAAAUUGUUUUGGAGUCUCUAGUUAUUGCAUUAUGUAUUGAAUGAUUAUUAUAUAAUUAAAUAUAUUUAUGUCAAAAAGAAUCUUCCAUGUUUUCAUCCGUGUGCAAGUUGAUGACCCAUUUUUUAAGAAUGAUUUUUUUUUUUCUCUUUUCCCUAUUUUAUGAACAUGAAUAUUUUGUUAUAAAGCCAAAGGUUGCUGAUAAAUGCUUUAUAUAUGUAUACAGCCACUUCCAAAUAUUGAAAAUAAUAAGUUUUUAGGGAGAUGUAUGUUACCAUUGGAUCACCAUUGUGGAGUUUCUUUAAGGGUUGAUGAAUAAUUGGUGUUUUUGUCGGAAAAUCAAUUUUUUUCUACAUACCAACCCUUUUGAUGUUACCUAGUAUCAAUUUUGAACAAUAUCAUAUAUUUUCUCUUGUUUUUCAAAUAUUGAUUGAUAAGUUUUUGUAAUGAUGUUAUUUUGGAUCUGAUUGGUUGAUUUUUUAAACAGUCAUUGAUCUGAUUGGCUAAAAAUUGUGAAAUUUAAUUAAAAAAUCUGAACAAGGUUGUUUAAAUCAUGUUGUGUUACCUUACGGUAUUUUUUGCUUAGGUGCAAUUGACAGAUUCUUUAGAGUAAAUUAAUUAAUGAGUGAUAAAUAUUUAUUGAAAUGCUUUGUCAGUGGCCUUACAGUAAAAUGUCUUGCUAGCAAGAAUGACAUGUAUGUAUAUAUAUAUAAAAAAUUAUUUUAAUAGCUUUUGGGGAGAUAAUGCCACUAUUUGACUUGGUCAUUGACAGUUGUCUUAAAAAGACAAUUUAUUAUGUAACAGUCAUUGAAUUUGUACUCCCAAUAAUUUUACGAUGGAAACACCAAAGUCUACCAAAAAAAAAAUCUACAUGUAUACUUCGAAAAAUAAACAUAGAUUGUAUGAACAAAAAAUUUUUUUUGUCUCUAAUUUUUGUUUAUAAAGAAUAAAACCAUGACUUUUUUCUUGUUAGAAUUUUUUUUCAUAUCAUUUUUAGAGAUAACAUUUAUAUAUAUUUAGUAUAGACCAUCAUAAUCACAAUCAGUUUUUUAUAUAUAAAUACAAGAUGGUGGUGACAUUUUUUUUUCUUCUGUUGGGGAGCGGAUUUUGUUGAAAUGUUAGAUCCGUGCCUGUUGACCUUUCACCCCUAUCACUGCCAUUAGAAUGUAGUAUGAUUUGAUCAUUGUGUAUGCCAGGUCAUUUUCUGUCUUAACUCUGCUGAAUGAGAAAGUAAUAAAUUACAAACUGCAAUAAA
Molecule: messenger RNA, 5173 nt
Organism: Saccostrea cuccullata (small rock oyster)
Lineage: Eukaryota; Metazoa; Mollusca; Bivalvia; Ostreida; Ostreidae
Product: transcription factor 4-like
Exons: 20
Coding region: 144-2603 (819 amino acids)
Biological process (GO): regulation of transcription by RNA polymerase II
Cellular component (GO): chromatin; transcription regulator complex
Molecular function (GO): RNA polymerase II cis-regulatory region sequence-specific DNA binding; DNA-binding transcription factor activity, RNA polymerase II-specific; protein dimerization activity
Source: RefSeq, a predicted model, not a curated record